This is a messenger RNA of Myodes glareolus (Bank vole), 4604 nucleotides long. RefSeq names its product palmitoyltransferase ZDHHC11-like. Gene Ontology annotation, molecular function: protein-cysteine S-palmitoyltransferase activity. NCBI's taxonomy places the organism in Eukaryota, Metazoa, Chordata, Mammalia, Rodentia, Cricetidae. Gene Ontology annotation, biological process: protein targeting to membrane; peptidyl-L-cysteine S-palmitoylation. The record is from RefSeq and is a predicted model, not a curated record. Gene Ontology annotation, cellular component: Golgi apparatus; endoplasmic reticulum.
CACAGGCCAGUUGCAGAUGGAAGUUAAGUUUCCAGGGGAGAUGGGCUGUGACUGGAAGGAUAUAGCAGGUGGCAUUCCUGGCAUGAGCAAGCAAGCUGGAAGCAGCAGUCUAUGGUAGUCCUUGAGAUUUGCCAGUCAUGAGCAAAGGACAGAUCAUCUCACGUCUGGAUAAAGCAUUAGUUAAGUGAUAGCUGAGUCUUGUCUGCGCCAGGAGCAGUACUUGUUAAAGUCUGCCUGCUUCCUAGGACCAAUGUGUCUUGUCUUGAGACUGCCACCUCUCUGUUCAGUCAAGGUGGCCUCCACAUAGUGAGCUAGAAUGGGAGCCUGGGCUAGCAAAGGGCAUCUGUACUGCACUCUGGAGGUCCAUGUCCUAUGGUCCUCACCAUAGCAGUAUUACUAUACAGGAGCCUUGGGAGAUGCUGUUUCCUGGGCCUCAGCCUGAGGUACAGGUUAGGCAUUCAACCACCUUUUCAGAGAAAAGGAAGAAAAACAAUUCAGUGUCUUCACUGUUGAAAGGCUUUUUAUCUUUAAUUUGGUGAAGUUAACAGCAUAAAUCUAAACCACUUACCAUUUAAGUCAUAUAACUCAUUUGGUAUAUUUAUAUUGUUACACAGCCACUACUGACAUUAAGCUUCAGAACAUUUCUAUCACCCUACAAAUGAACUCCAUGCUCACUGAGGUCACCAGCUCAUUCUCUGGAUUUGCCAGUUCUGGGUAUUCCACAAUAGUGGGAUCUUGUAUGCCUUUCACUGUUUAUCUUGGAGUCCAACCUUCCUUAGGUGACCUCUUCUCACCUGAUACUACAGCUUGGCCACUGCUCAGUACUGGGUACUGGAGAGGCCCUGGAAGCCCGAUAUUCCUGGCCAAACUCGAAACUCAUCAUAACAGCUGAUUAAGUAGGGUAUAGGGUGAAUCUUCAAACUCACUGGCUGGAUGUCACCCAUAGGCUUGCCCAGUACCUGUAUCUCACUCCUGGGAAAGCACCACCAUCUCAGGAAGGGAAAAGGUCAGAUCAAGAUAUAAGAUAGUUGAAACACACUUUGCAUCUCUUUUAGAUUGGAAUGUGUAUGUAUAGCACAGGUCAAAUGGGAGGUGUGUGUACAGAUAGUGUGUGCAGGUGAAGGUAUGUGUUGUGUGAUAUUUUACCCUUGGCUUUUUGAGGGACCCACCACCAGUUCCCAAAUAAAUUACACACAGAGACUUAUUCUUACUUAUGAAUGUUUGGCCUUGGCUUGUUUCUUACCUGCUUUUCUUAAAUUAUCCCAACUAUCUUUUCCCUCUGGGCUUUUUCCUUUUUUUUACUUCUGUAUAUCUCAUCUUCACUCUUACUCCACGACUGGCUGGGUAGCUAUGUGGUUGGCCCCUGAUGUCCUCCUCUCCUUGUUGCCCUGUUGCUGCGCCUCAUUCUUUUAUCCUCUCUGCCUGCCAGCCCCGCCUGCCCUUGCUUCUGUCUCUCUAUCGGCUGUUCAUCUCUAUUAGGACCAUCAGGCGUUUUAGACAGAUAAAGAAUCACAGCUUCCCAGUUAAUCAAAUGUAACAUAAACAAAAGUAACACAUCUGAAAAUACUAUUCCCCAACAGUAUGUAUAUUUAUGUGUAUAUGCAGGUAGGGAUAAGAACUGGCAUGUUUCUGGUGAGGAUUACACGGACAAAGGUAUGUACCACUGUACAUGCAGAUGAGGGUGAGAAUGUGAAGUGUAUGUACAGAUGUGGGGGUGUGCUGGUGAGUGGUGUGCAAAUGGGCUGUGUAGAUAUAGGUUGUACCAGUGAAGAUAUGCAGUCAGGUGUAUGUCCACAGGGUAAUUUUCUCCAAAUCUUCGGAAGGAAAGAAGAGUUAAGCAACAUUGGCACCACCUUUUGCUCUAAUAUGAAGGCCAGGCACUGCAGACCUUAGUGAAUACUGGCCAGACUUUGGGCUCAGCAGGAGGCAGCAGUUUUCAUUGAUAAUGAGGAAGAUUUUACCAAAACUUCUCAUUUCCAGCCCUGCAGAGAGGUCCUGAAUACAUGAAUAGAUCCUGAGAGCCACAGAGAGGAUAUGAGGAGAGAUGCAUUUUGGAAGGCUUACUGUCACUCUUGCAAGUUUAGUACCACAUGUAGGAGUGAGGAGCUCAUCACCAACCCAGCCCAGACUGUCCAAAGCAGAGAUUCUGAAUCCCACCUCAGCACACUGGCCUUCCCUCCAGUUGUCCUCUAUCAUGUUCUCAACCCACUCUACCCAGUGUCUUCAGUACGUUCCAGUCCCUUAAUAGUGUGCUUUCCAUACAGUCUGGACAGUGGCUUCAGGUUAGACUGUAGACCUUGGGCUAGGUGGGCAUUUGGCAGCAGAGCCAGGCGCAGCAGCCUUCAAUCACCAACAACAUCCUGCCUGCAAGUGGCUUUCUGGGGGUGCUGCCUGCCACCAUAGGGGCUGCUGUGGAUGUAAAGGGUUUAUUCUGUCCAUCCUAUCUCAUUCCCGGGGCUGUAUCAGCAGCCGGUCCAUGCUGGGAGCAUCCAUAGCAUUUUAGGAGUUCAUGCGUAGGAACUAAACAUUGCUUAAUCUAAAAUUUGAGACACUGAGGGAACAGACUUAAGUAGUAUUAUAUUUGGAAAUUCUCAGAAGAGUCUGGGACUUCAACUCACCACUCAGAGUCCAUAGUCUAGGAAACAUCCCUGGGCUGUUCAGACCCAUGGCUACCAGAGAGUAGCCUGUCAGCAAUAGUGGUCAGACUCAGGGUUUUGUGUUUCUCCAUGAAGUAUGUGCCCCUUAGCUUCUACAGCAAAAAAUGGUGGGGAUCCAGUGUAAAGAAGUUGGAAUUGGAGGGACAUGUCAGAGAGCCCACACACAAGCUGAUGGCCUUCAUUAAGAGAUUACAUUAGUUGCCAAAACUCAGGACCAUGUAAAACCAAUUCAGAUGUGGGUGGUGAGACUGGGCUCUGCCUUCAGAGUCCCACCCGUGUGAAUAAGCCAGCCUCAUUCCCACCUAACUCUGCUACCUGUUUGUCUCCCACCUCUUCUGUUUUCCAGUCAACAGCAGGUAGUCUCCUUGGUUGCAGGGGCUGUGGCUUUAUGAGCUUUGGAACCUUCCUUUGUGGGAUGUUCUAUAUCUGCUUUAUACAUGGGAAGCUUCUCCCACUGUUUAAUUCAGCACUGAGCAUAAGUGUUUGACCUUUGCUGCUCAACCUGACGAUGAGAGAGAUAAGCAUCUGUGGCAUGAACCGGAACAGGGUCCUCCCAGAAGCCCAGGCCAGCAAUGUGAAGAAGAUCCUACCACCCCCUUUAUCCAGGGUGAAUGGCUGGUCACCGCCCCUCCACUCCUUCCAGGCAAUAUCCUGGACCACCUCUCUGGUCAUGUUCGUUGCUGCCUUUGGGAUCUUCAUUCCCUUUCUGCCAAGGAGCUGGAAAUACGCUGCCUAUGUUCUGAUGGGUGGGUUGUCCUUGUUUCAUCUCAUUGUGCACUUCGUCGCAACCACCAUUGAUCCAGCUGACACCAACGUCCGACUCAAAAAGGACUACUCGGAGCCUGUGCCGACCUUCGACCGGUCCAAACACGCACAUGUGAUCCAGAACCAGUACUGCAACCUGUGUGAGGUUACUGUGAGCAAGAAAGCCAAGCAUUGCAGCUCCUGCAACAAAUGUGUCUCUGGCUUCGACCACCACUGCAAAUGGCUGAACAACUGUGUGGGCAGCAGAAACUACCGGUUCUUCUUCUGCUCUGUGGCCUCAGCUGCAGUUGGCAUGCUUGUCGUGAUGGUUAUCUUGCUGUACAUCUUCAUCCAGUACUUUAACAACCCUGACGAGCUUCGCACGGACCCUCUGUAUAAAGGUGCUGCAGUUUGGGCAGGUGCGAGAUGGACAUGUCUCUCUGUCUUCAUAGAGAUCAGCUCUGAGAACACAUGGCUGCUGUUCCUCCCACUGUGGCCUGUGCCUGUGAAGACCCCUGUGGUCCUGUCCAUCAUGUUGGUGGUGUUCCUGCUAGCCAUUGCCAGCUUUGUGCUGCUCGGGCACCUGCUCAUCUUCCACUUCUACCUGAUUGCCAAGAACCUGAGCACAUUUGACUACAUGAUGCAGCCCCGAUUCCAGAGGAAUUUACAUUCAGCAGAAAAGAAAGAGAUACCUCUACGGAAAAAGGGGAACCUUUCCCAGGAAAAGAAUAGCAACUUGAACUGGUCUCAGUGCUCACCGAGGCUGGAGUCCCGGAAGUUCCUGCUGUCUACUCUUUCACCGAAGUCAAACAUGGGUUUCAUAGCUCCAGCUCCAAAGACUCCUCCACAGUAAAGCGAUAAGAAUGAGCUUCUCUCAGGAUGGCAGUACCAAGCCGUCAGCCCAAGAUCAUGAGGAAACGCCUCUACUUUGUGGUACAUGAUGCUGCUGAGCCGUGACCUUCAGUAGAGUAUGUGUUUUAUGUGUAUUUUGGACUGAAGAUAUCUUCCAUUUAUGAUGAUGAGUUCCUCAGAAUACAAACCCCAUUGUCAUUCAAGAAUAAUCUAUAUAGAAAAAUAUUAGCAAUAAUAGAAUCUAGGUGUUAAGUACAUGUGUAUUUUCACUUUCAAAUUUUCUAGAUGUUUGAAAAUUUUCACAAUAAAAUGUUGAGGUAUGACUUGGUAAAAAUAAACAUGGCAAAAGUU